Molecule: messenger RNA, 3879 nt
Organism: Zychaea mexicana
Lineage: Eukaryota; Fungi; Mucoromycota; Mucoromycetes; Mucorales; Lichtheimiaceae
Exons: 14
Coding region: 244-3810 (1188 amino acids)
Cellular component (GO): cilium
Source: RefSeq, a predicted model, not a curated record
CGUGCAACAAAAAUCGGUCAUUCACCACAUGCAGCACUUACAGUUAGCCAAAAAAAGGAUCCAACACACACACUCAUCCCCCCUUCUCCCCUCCCCUCCCCCGAACUCUUGUCCUUUUCGACAAUCCACAUUAAUACGUCCUGGUCCUGGUCCUGUCUGUUUUUUUUCUCUUUCACUUUCUCCUUCUCUUUUCUCUUUCUUCCUACCACACAAGCACACCAUAAUACUCCCUCAACGCCGCUCAUGACCGUUGUGCCACUUCCUUACGAAAUAGCGCACUGUUCAUCGUGGGACGAUGAUCAUGAGCCAGAGCAACUUGUAGCUUCGAGUCCGGGCAAUCGAAUCAAACGAUCAGACAAGAUUGACGAUGAUGCUGACAUUGGCGAACCCGACGCAUUGCCGAGCAAUAACAAAGUCAAAGGCUGGCAAACGCCAAAAUGUCCUACGUAUCCACAAGAUUUAAUUAUUCGACUGCUUUGUGGCCCUGCACGCAUCUCCAAAGUCCAAGUUUUAUCGCAUCAUUACAAGAUUGCCACCAAAAUAGACGUAUAUAUCGGCAUCCUUAAAGACCCAUCCAGCAUCCAAGACGACCUCGACGAGCAUGUCUCGCCAGAAGACGAUGAAGAAGACGAAGACGAUAUGGUCAUUGAGUUUACACGGCUAGGCUAUGUUAGUCUUGACAAUAACACGCGCGCCCAAUAUCGUGCUCGUGAAUUGAAAUCAAUCAAGGUCAAUGCCGAUGGUGAAUACGUCAGACUCGUUGUCCGCAGCUGUCAUCGAAAUCGAUUAAACACCUACAACCAGGUGGGACUACUCGCUCUUAACGUAUUGGGUCAACCACUGCGUCAUGAGGCUGCAGGUGUAACAGCUAUCCCUAGCCACAUGGCCCGGUACCUUCACCACCCUUUGGAUGAGUCAAGCAUGCUCAGCUCGUCCACGAGAAGAACAAGUGUUUCCAGUAGCCAAAGUCUUAGCAACAGACUUUCUGCUUCUGGCGUGCUCGACAUUGAGCUCCAGCAAUGGAUUUCGGCAUUGAUGCAUGCCGAAGAGGAAGCAGCCAGAGAUGAAUCAUACCAGGCUGCAAAAGUGUACAAGGAUAUCAGUGACAAGCUUUCUAGGUUUGGCAAGAUUGUCAUUGACUUGGAGCUGGGCAAAAAGCAAGCCGUAGAAUCUAAGGAUUAUGACGAAGCCGAGAAAAUCAAGGCCGAUAUUUGCGAAAUCAAACGAUCUGCCGAGCAAUUGUUGGAGCAAGCUAAUAUCCACAUUACGCGUGAUGGCCGCGUGGUUCCUGCCGGGAACAGCAAUGGUGUCAUCGUUGGUGCCGAGUACGAAGACGACGAUGAAAUUGACAUUAUCCCCGAGUCUCUGCGAGGACCAUCAUAUCCUAGCAACGAAAGCGAUGAUAUGAUUCGACAUCCAGAAGCCGUAUCCAAGCAUCACCAUGACAAUGAGAAUGAUACUACAUUGAUUAGUCACCAUGACAACAUCAAUGAUGAUGAUAAUGAUUACCACCGCCAUCACCAUAGCAAUCCAGAAACAACGCAGCAAGAUCGUCUCUAUGAUGAAGCAAUUGAAAAAUGGACAAACUUUGACGCUUAUAUCACCCCACCCCACAACGAAGGCAUCAGUCAGAACGAUUCUACCACGCAUCAAAGCUCGCCCACAUCAUCGCUGUCGACAGACGCCGCCGAGAUGCUGCUUCCGCCUCAUUUGACAUCCUAUGGCGGCCAUAACAGCAAUUCUCUUAUUGGACGUGAAAUGGUGGUUGAAGAUGACAAUACCGAUGGUGGUCUGGAAAAACCGAUCGAUUUACAACGUGUGUCCAUGUCAGAUCUGAUGGCACCUUCACUUUCAGCUUCCGUUGCUCGAAAACAUUCGUUGCGUGGCAUGACAACAGAAGAGCAACAGCAAUUUUUUGAGCACCAAGUUGACGAAGCACGCAUCCAGCAAAAACUGCAGCAAGUACCGAAAAAGGAGCCAUUGGAUCCAGAAUGUGUCCCUGAACCAUUAAUCGAUGCUGAACGUGCCAAUUGCCGUGUGCCUAUCCGUGUAUUUGGCGAAGACAUUGUUACUUGCGUUCUCAGUGUCAAGGUCAAGUGUCGCGAGUACGGUUUAAAACAAAUAGCAGAAAGUGUCAAACUGGCUUGUGCAUUUGUCGAAAAUAACGAAUUACAUCGUUUGGACGAACUCGUUGACGACCCGCACCAUACAAGCUUGUCGGAUGACAGUAGCAGCGAAACCAGCAUUGGCGAAGAUUAUGAAGAAGAUAUCCGUCGUACUGCUAUGUUUACUAAAGCAGCAUUGAUGAUGGUUCAGGAGGCCGUAAUGGAUUCAAGAGAGUCCAUUAUUAGUAUGACGAUCGACAUUUGGAAAGACGUGAAUGCCAUCUGUGAAGUGGUGCCUCAUACACUUGUCUUUGGAUUAAUCGAACGCGCAUUUUCUGGUCUUUUGAUGCGUACUAACGACACCAACACGCGAAUCCGUCAACCUGCCUCACAGCUUGUCCUUGAUUUGUCAGAAAAGUUCUAUGAGCGACCUUAUUCAUUGCUCUCGCUUUAUAUCGCCAAGCCAGAUCGUAUUAUUCACAACCACAAGGAUGCACGUGCACGGAUCGAGCUGGUAUCCUCGGCCGUGGACUAUUUACGUAUCAUCCAGCAGCAGCAAAGCGCCAAGAAGCGUAAUGGGGAUGCAGUAGCAGAUAUUGGCAUUAUUCCCUUGAAUGAUUUGAUGGCUUUCGUCGUCACUUAUUUGAACCAUUCGCACGAUGAUGUGCGUCAGGCUGCUGUCGAACUUGUUAUUGAUAUUUCCGAGCAAGUUGGUUUCCCUUCAGUGAGCAAGUAUAUAGAUAAGGAUCUUCGACUCUCGUUGGCAGAGACCGUAAAGAAGGUUGCUGAAUCUCGUGAGCCAGCACAAGAUACAUCUUCUUCCAAGCCUAGUUCGUUUGGCUCGAAUGGCACCGUAGCUGAGCUUCGUGCAUUUGCUGCCAAAGCAAGCUCCCCAAGCGAAAAGAAAUCUAGUCAGGCUACCAAGAAGACUGGCGACAAUACCAAGCGACGCACUGCUGGUACUACUACAGUUACAGGUGCUGCUGAUAAACGUGGCAAGGCUGAUAGUCGAACGACGAGCACAGCGUCGAAAAAGACCACGACAACCAGUACCGCAAACGGCACACGUACGUCAGCUGCUCGUAGCAACACUCGUGGUGCAAACACCAAUACUACUAGCAAAGCCUCCUCCAAAAAUACCACCACUACUACUACGACAACAUCAGCUUCUCGCCAGGAAGAUCCUCUUUUGGAUGACAAAAACAUCUGUAUAUUCUGUGAAGAAAGCAAUCCUGACUUUAAUGAAGAUACACUCAUCUCUCACUACUACGAUGAAUGCCCUGUACUAACAAGCUGUCCCAGAUGUCAAAUUAUAUUGGAAAUUUCAACAUUAAGUGAUCAUACGUUUAAGGAUUGUGCAAAACGGCAUCUGGUCAAACAGUGCACGCGUUGUAAGCAAGCUGUACCAGUUGAACAAUGGCUUCAACAUACAUUGAAGCAAACAUGCUCAGCUGUCACUGACGGUGAAACUCGGUGCCCGUUGUGUAUGGGAUCAAUUGAUCCUGUCACGGACAGUCAAUGGAAGGCUCACUUGUUGAACGGUGACGGUUGUCCCAAGAAUCCACGACAGGUCCGACGAAUCAAGGCUGCUGCUUCAGCAGCACCUGCAAGCAAACCAGCUAAAGCAGAUGCACCUAGAAGUACAGCGCGUGGUGCUGGUAGUGCAACUAAAACGCCCACUUCUUCGCUGAGAAGAAAAAAGUAGAUUUCACCCCAAAUCAAUUUAAAUACCUUCGUCAGAGUUUUCCAAGUUUUUUCUUUCUAUAACACCCCC